This is a messenger RNA of Acanthosepion pharaonis, 1974 nucleotides long. NCBI's taxonomy places the organism in Eukaryota, Metazoa, Mollusca, Cephalopoda, Sepiida, Sepiidae. The record is from the annotation of a GenBank genome assembly.
AUGUCAGAGGGGAAUGCUUCUUUUCAUGACCGGAGUUACCUCCCUUUAUUAAAAUGUCUCACACUGACACAGAAUAUGGAAAUGGAACAAAAAGAGAAUAACAAACACUGCAGCCAGUCAGAAGGUGGUCCUAGUCCAAAACGACAAAAACUAAAUAGCUCAGAAGGCCAGGAUUCUUUAACUGCUUCUGAAAUUGCUCCCGCAAUUGUUCCCCAGACGUCUGCCACAGAAAAUGGCACGUUUCACAAGGCAUCAGAUGUCAUUUAUGAAAAACUCCUACGAGAGACAGAUGUUGGAAUUACAGAGUACAUCAGCCAACACAAGGGAUUUAAUGCGAUUCUGAAACAGCGAUACUCAGACUUUGUUGUGAACGAAAUUGAUAUCAAUGGGGAUAUUGUACAGCUGACAGAUAUUUCCCCACCUAAAAAUGAAGAAAGAACUAUCCAAGAUGUCACUGAUCGCCUUUCAAGUGAAGAUAUUAAAAAGUUACAGAAACUGACAGAGAAGAAAGAUAAGUCAACAUCGGUUUAUAUUGAGGUUGCUGAUGAUAAGGCAGAACGAACUAAGAUCCAUCAAGCAAUAAGAGAUGGUUUCUUGGGUCUGGAGAGCACCACAGAGGAGAGAGGGGAUAAACGUGUGAUUAAAGUUGUCUUUCGUAACUCAAACAGUCGUAACAGCCGAUCUUCGUGGCCACGGGAUAGAGGGAAUUAUUGUAAAUUUGUUUUGUACAAGGAAAACAAAGACACAAUGGAUGCUAUUAAUCUCAUUGCCAAGAAAUUGAGGAUAAAACCAGGCCAAUUCCAAUAUUCUGGGACUAAAGACAGAAGAGCCAAAACAUCUCAGCACAUAACUGUCUUCAGGACUCCUAUCAAGCGGCUUUAUGAAUUGAAUAAAGACUUGAAAAAUUUAUGCCUUGGGAAUUUCAGUUACGUGGAUGAAUGCUUAAAAUUAGGACAGUUACUAGGUAAUCGCUUCAUCAUUGUACUCAGGAACGUAAGUGGAGAUGAUGAACAAGUGACACAAGCAUUGGAAUCUCUGAAAGAAAAAGGCUUCACUAAUUAUUAUGGUAUGCAACGGUUUGGUACCACGUCCAUUCCAACGUAUCAUGUUGGCAGAGCCAUCUUGCACAGUAAUUGGAAGGAAGCUGUCGAACUAAUUUUGAAACCAAGAGAAGGAGAAGAUGAUGAAAUCACUGAAUGUCGUCGGAUUUGGUGGGAGAAAAGGAAUGCAAAAGAACUUUUGUCUAAAGUACCUAAGCGUCAUAGUCUGGAGCGCCUUCUGCUUCAAGGUUUGGCAUCACAAGGAUCAAACAAUUAUUGCAAUGCACUUGUAUCAAUCCCACGCAAUACACGCCUCAUGUACGUCCACAGCUAUCAGAGUUACGUGUGGAACGCAAUGGUCUCUCGAAGAAUUAACCAAUUUGGCCUGACACCAGUGGUUGGAGAUUUAGUAUUUGAUAACUCUGAUUGCUCAGCUCGCGAUCCUGAUGGUUCCAGGGAACGUCCACAUGUUAUCACAGCUGAAAACAUUAACAACUACACCAUCCAUGAUGUUGUGAUGCCUCUCCCUGGGUAUGAUAUCAUGUACCCUGAAAAUGAAGCCCAUACUUGGUAUCGUGAAAUGCUGGAGAAAGAUGGCCUAAGCAUUGAUAAUCUCAGGCAUUCCAACAAAGAUUAUUCCCUCCCAGGUGCUUACCGAAAAGUCAUCAUAAAACCAUCAAACGUUUCUUGGCAGCUGUACAAUUACAAUGACCCAACAGUGUCCUUGGUAUUGAGUGACUAUGAAACGCUUACUGGAGAGAAAGAGGUACAGAGCUUAGAGGAUGGGAAGCUGAAAGCCAUCAAACUGUGCAUUACACUUCCUCCUUCUUGUUACGCCACAAUGGCCAUCAGAGAGAUUCUCAAGACAGACACCUCUUCUUGUUACCAAUCACGACUCAUGGAAGACACCACAGACUGUAAAGCUGAUCAAUAA